Messenger RNA from Botrytis cinerea B05.10, 2132 nucleotides. RefSeq lists its product as hypothetical. The transcript is spliced from 4 exons. The coding region runs from base 620 to 1084 and encodes 154 amino acids. Gene Ontology annotation, molecular function: feruloyl esterase activity. Lineage: Eukaryota; Fungi; Ascomycota; Leotiomycetes; Helotiales; Sclerotiniaceae. The record is from RefSeq and is a predicted model, not a curated record.
UUGUUAAUCCAUUGUUACCUAUUAGUUUCUUCGUUGCAGUUUUCCCACCGUCUCAAUAACGCAUUCCAAAAUCAUAUAUUUCUUAAGCUGAAAACAUCUCUGAGAUAAUCUACAUGAUUGACGUCUGACCUCAGGUAACUAAGAUACAUCCUGCAGAUGUCUCUACGUAAAUACCCAGUGCGUUACAAAUUCUCGAGAAGACCCUUCCUGCACUAAAGCUAUACCGUCUGAUAUUACUAUUGGACAGCCUAAAAAUAUAUCAAUCACAAGUUCGGACGUCCAUCGAUCCUACCUGAUCGUCGUUCCACCUCUCUACACAUCCCAACCAUCGACUCCUGUCAUAUUCUCUUUCCAUGGAGGUCACCGAAAUGCAUCGCAACAACUCGCAUUGGACCAAAUAUCAAAUCCUGAAUUUAACGACUUCGCCAUAACGAUAUAUCCUCAAGGAGUCAAGGGGAAAUGGGAAGGCAACCCUGGAAACACAGCAAAUGAUACCCAGCUCGUCAGUGAUAUCAUUGACAGCCUUGACAAAACAUACUGUAUAGACAACAAACGCAUCUGGGCUACUGGUAAAUCCGACGGGGGAGGUUUUUGUAAUACUUUAGCCUGUCAUCCCAUCAUGUCCACCAAAAUCGCUGCUUUCGCUCCCGUCUCUGGUGCAUUUUAUAUCGACACUCAACCAUGUUUUCCGAACAAUGUUACGAUCCCGUGUUCUCCAGGACGUCUCAAGAUUCCCAUGCUUGAGUUUCAUGGCGGCGACGAUUCGACGAUUCGUUAUUAUGGACAGGCUAAUCGGUCCAACCAGUGUAUACCGACCGUUCCGCAUUGGGUACAUCAAUGGGCCCUGAGAGAUGAAUUGGGGCUCAAAAAUGUCACAACUGAUUUGACGAAUGACACGGUUGUGUAUAGUUAUGGAAAGGGAGAAGACGAAGGCUUAGUACAGCAUGUUUUUGAUAGAAAGUUGGGGCAUGAUUGGCCGAGUACGGUGUUGAAUGCUGAUCUGAUUGGGCAUGGGGAAAGACCAGCGAGCUUCGAUGCUACACCUAUGAUCUUGGAUUUCUUUCAAAAUCAUAUAUUACCGUAAUUUCGAGGUUGUGUUAUCGUUGAUGAAGAGUGUUCCACUGUCUGGAUUAGCAGAUGGAACACAAGCUCUUGAUGUCUGAAAAGAAAAUAGGACGUUGAGGGUGGAUGUUGUGUUUCACAACAUUUGCUUAUAUAGCUGGAUCCGGAAAGCGAAAGUUUUCGACUGUUGAGCUGCGUCUCAGAACAUUCAAAUACUUCCCAAUUCUGUAUAUCAUUGUUCCGCAUUCUACUCCGAAUUGCAAGUGUACCUCCUUCGGUCUCCCACUUUGAGCCUUCUACCAUCCGCCAAACUUUGUCAUUUGUCCUCCUCGGACCCAUUUGUCAAGAAUACCUUGUGAUUAAAUGAAGUGAGCCAUUUUCCAUAUCAAGUCUGUCCUGCUAGUACUAUGGUAAUAACCAAACGUCCCACGAUGACAUGAAAUAGUCUGAUUCCUGUGCAAAUCGCUUUGCAAUAUCGAGUCUCGUAUCAAACUCUCUAAGCAACGACUCUACCAAGCUCACAAUCGAAGACAAUUCUGAGUGGAUGCAGCAUGCAACUUCGGAUUCAUAGUGAGACAAAGGAGAGCUGAAGCGUUUGUCUUUUGAAGGCGAGGAAGGAAAAGGUUGGGAAUCUCAAUUCUGAACGCGUGUUCGUUUGAAGCGCCGAGAUUUUCAAACAGGUCUCCAAAACAGGUUGCACCCGCAGAUGGAAAGAAGAAAGGCAGAAGGAAAAGCGCUGACUAAUCAAAGCAAACAAAUAGAACAAACUAGAGUUCAACAUUACUAGUUACGUACUUUUCAAACAAUUGGCUGACCGACUUCUUGCUAUUACACCAGCGUUUGUCUUUUGUUGGGGGGCGUAGUAAGAUCAGGGAACAUGCAUUUUUUUUUUUUGAAAAACAAACUAUUGCAAACACAGCGCGAACAUAUCUUCUCGGUCAUCUAAUGGACGAUAAGCAUUUAUGCAGAAUCUAUGUGCAUGUGGUCAGACUCGUGGAGGAACCUGCCAAUUAUGGCCAUUCAGUAUGACAAGCGCCAAAGGCUGGAACAUACUCACCAAUCGUAUCACA